This is a messenger RNA of Tribolium castaneum (red flour beetle), 1876 nucleotides long. RefSeq lists its product as uncharacterized. The transcript has 4 exons. NCBI's taxonomy places the organism in Eukaryota, Metazoa, Arthropoda, Insecta, Coleoptera, Tenebrionidae. Gene Ontology annotation, molecular function: protein binding; ubiquitin protein ligase activity. The coding region runs from base 386 to 1792 and encodes 468 amino acids. Gene Ontology annotation, cellular component: cytoplasm. The record is from RefSeq and is a predicted model, not a curated record.
UAACCAUCAGAUCUCUAACGUUUCUGUGUCACUUGUGUGAGGUGUUAGCCGGUGGCAGUAAAAUCACAAGAUAACCCUCCACUGAAUUACAUUUAUUUAGGCUAAUGUGCGGUCGAAGGACGCGGCAAACGACGAAUCUGCUGGUUUUUUGUUUUGCAAUGUUUGAAACAAUAAUGCGAAUGUUUUGCGCCGCACAGGUGCAGGCAUAAAUCUGCAUGGUAAUUCUUCGGGCCGAAGAAUGCGAAGAUGCGUUAAAAAUCAAUUCGAUAAUAAACACUCGACGAAGGCAAACAGGUCGUGAAAUAAGAUAAACCUUGAGCAUAUUAACAUAAGGUGAAAAUAAUGAUGAAAGUUGUGAGCAAAGGUCUCAGUAUUGCAGUCCAGCAUGUUGAGUGACACAGACGUUGAAGACCACUAUAGUCCGUCUGUGCGGCUGAUCACUCUUGAGAGAAAUGGCUCCAAUUGCGGAUUCCACCUAACCAGGAGCAAAUGGGACCCCUAUCCGUGGGUCAACUCUGUCGAGGAUGGCACAGCUGCCGACUCCGCGGGCGUCAAGCCCGGGGACUGCCUGCUGGAAGUCAACGGCGAGGAUGUCGUGGGCCAGAGGAUCAGUGAAGUGGCCGAAAUAGUGAAAUCAAAGCCCAAUCAAGUUUCACUUUUGUUGUGGAAUGCCGGUGUCGAUCCUCAGUGUACGCCCGAGGCAGUUUGCUGCGGACCCAUGCCAACGAACCUCCAGCGCUUGUCUGCAUGCAUGUCUACGAUUCUUGCGUUUUUGGAGUGUCCAGUCUGCCUAGACACAAUCCCUCCACCCACCUACCAGUGCGAAAACGGCCACCUGAUUUGCAUACGCUGUAGGGCGAAGUCCGAGAGGUGCCCCAUCUGUCGCUUAAGAUUCAGCAGAGGUAGAUCAUUACUAGCAGACCAGGUCUACAAUGCGUUGGUUGACGCCUUCAACCUGCGGGAAGAACCAGACGACAGUCGGACCGCGAAAAUGCAUCAGAUUUUCAAAAUGAAAACCAAGAAAAACGUGCCUGAUAUCAAAGUGACCCCGUCCCACACAACGAAAUUUUUGGCCCGACUUGUCGGAAAAGCGAGCUCGGUUGAUAAUCUGUCCGGAAGCGCAAAUGAUAGUGACUUUAAUCUGAGGACAAAGUCGCUCUCAAACCAGGAAAUUUUCGACGCGGGGAGUCCUUUGGUGUCACGGACGAACUCCGUGAACAGGAUGAGCCGAAAUGAGAAAAACCAAAAUUAUCUCAACCCAAAUUUUCGCUCAGUGUCGUGUCACGGCUCCUUUGAGUCGUUGCACAACGCCGGUGAAGACAUCGCUUUUUAUUGCCCAUUCGCGCCGGGAUGUACGUCCCUAAUUAAAGGAAAAAAAGUAAUCGAGCACUUCCAGUUAAGCCACGACGGACCGUUAGUACACUAUUUCAAAUCGCAAAUAACAAUCGAGUUUAGCAAAAUUUUGGAAGAGCAAGACUUGUGUUACGUUAUCCAACUUCAGCAAAACACGUUUUUCCUCAAAAUUGAGAACAGUUCCGAAAAUGUACUUCUCUGGACUUGGGUUCUAGAAAACGGAAAUGUUGCAAAAGAAUUCGACAUGCACGUCAAGGUGUUAAUUGGGGAAACACACGACGUUAUAAUAAGUGUUAGAAAUAACGUGUUUUCACUCAACUGCACUUCAUACCAAGAGAUAAAGGGGCUAAAAAAAGGUUUACUUGUUAAUACUCGGGCCAUAAAUGGCGCGAUAAAUGAUGUUAUUUUUGAUAUAGCGAUUUUAAAAAGUGACGUAUGAGCUGUGAUAUUGUUUCUAAUUUAUAAAUAUUUAUUUGGAGAUAUUGUUUGUUUGAAUUCGUUAAUAAUAAAACGGUUUUUUCGA